AUGAAAGCGUUAUCACUACCCCGUUUAGAGUUAUGUGGAGCCGUUUUGUUAACAAAAUUGAUGAAUCGAGUAUUAGCUAGUCUGAAGUUAGAAAUAGCACAAAAGGUUUACUGGACGGACUCUAAAAUCGUAUUAGCUUGGAUAAACUCCUUCUCUAGAAAAUGGCAUUUAUUUGUCGCGAACCGAGUAAGCGAAAUACACAAUGAUUCCACACCUUCCGAAUGGAAUCACGUAGGAACUAAAGACAACCCUGCGGACCUAGUAUCGAGGGGUACAACACCAGAGCAAUUGGUGAAUUCUAACAUUUGGUGGAAUGGACCCCAGUGGUUGAAGCAAGAGACUGAUGAAUGGCCCGGGGAAGGUGUCGAAUUAUUAACGAACGUACCUGAAGAACGAAAACAAACGGUGACGACAGUAGUUACUAAUUGCGAUACUGUUAUUGAAUAUAAGAGAUUUUCGUCAUUAUAUAAGUUGUUACGAGUAGCAGCGUACAUGUUAAGAACGUACAACAUGUUAAGAAUUAUUAGCAAUAAUAGGAGUAAUAAAGAAAAUCGCAGGAUGAGCGCGAUAAGUGCGGAGGAAAUUAAAAUAGCUAAGGUAAAGGUAAUUAUGUUAGUGCAAUCCGAAAGUUUUUCAGACGAAAUAAAAAUAUUAAAAUCAAGCAAGAGAGUGCAAAGAAGUUCAAGACUAAUAGCCCUUUUACCUUUUCUUGAUAACGGAAUAUUAAGAGGGGGAGGAAGACUGAAACACGCGGUUCUACCGGAAGAGGUUAAACAUCCUACAAUACUACCAUCGCAUCACUAUUUCACAAGGCUGGUGAUUAUACACUACCAUGAGAAGUUGCUUCAUGCCGGAGUCCAGACUACAUUAAGCAAUAUUAGAGAAGAAUUUUGGCCAAUAUUUGCAAGAAGUAGAGUAAAAGAGAUACUACACAAAUGUAUCAAGUGCCGAAAGGCAAAUCCCAAGGCCAGUUGGCAACUCAUGGGACAAUUAUCGAUGGCCCGAGUCAGCGCAGCACGACCCUUUCACAAUACAGGAGUUGAUUACUGUGGCCCUUUCUAUAUUCGGGACCGCAUUAGGCGCAACAGUAAGAAAUAUAAAGCUUACGCAACCUUUAUAUGUAUGUCUGUAAAGGCAGUACACGUUGAAUUAGUAGAGGAUUUGAGUGCUGAUUCAUUCAUCGCAGCGGUGAAGAGACUUAUAGCUCGGAAAGGAAAAGUUGGGAACCUGUACUCCGACAAUGGAACUAACUUCGUCGGGGCAGAACGCGUAUUACGACAAGUAUUCGAGACUAAAGAAUUUAAGGAUUCCGUCCAAGAGUUUGCAACUUCCGAACAAAUAAAUUGGCAUUUUAUACCUGCUAGAUCCCCUCAUUUCGAAAAUGGCCAGGAGUCAAGGCACUUAGGUCAUUCGGAUCGUCCGAUAAAGGUAUCGGAUGAUCCGAAUGACCUAAGUGCCUUGACUCCUGGCCAUUUUCUAAUCGGAGAAUGUCUACAAAGCCAUCCUGAAGUGGGUCUGAAGGAAAUUCCAGUGAACAGAUUAUCAAGAUGGCAACACGUCCAGCAGCUCAAACAACGGUUUUGGACUAGAUGGCAGAAGGAGUAUUUAAGCACAUGUCAACAGAGAACCAAGUGGAAAACUGACUCCAGGAAUGUAUUCAAGGUUGGACAAUUAGUUAUGUUGAAGGAGGGUGAAAGUAACCCUCUGAAGUGGAAACUCGCCCGAAUUCUGGAAAUACACCCUGGUACAGAUGAAAUCGUAAGAGCUGUGACUGUAAAAACUGAACAAGGCAUAUAUAAAAGAGCUAUUGUUAAUGUGACGCCGAUCACGGAGUAA
Mycetomoellerius zeteki is the source of this 1836-nucleotide messenger RNA. RefSeq lists its product as uncharacterized. Gene Ontology annotation, molecular function: nucleic acid binding. The transcript is spliced from 2 exons. The record is from RefSeq and is a predicted model, not a curated record. The coding region runs from base 1 to 1836 and encodes 611 amino acids. NCBI's taxonomy places the organism in Eukaryota, Metazoa, Arthropoda, Insecta, Hymenoptera, Formicidae.